ACAGGCUAGAACAGCCAAGGAUGUAAAAGCCUGGCGUAGUUCGGGGUGUACGUUUAAUGGGAAGAUGUGGAAAGGCCCUGAUAACAAACCAUGUCUACCUUCCUAUUACUUUCCUUAUUUUGCGAAAAUGGCCCAUGGUGUGGACCAUUGUUCGAGGGGAGGAAUGGUAGAUGCAGUUAAACAACAGUGGUUUGUUAAAGGCUUCUCAAAUUACUCACAAACUUUUUCAAAAAAGUGUUUAACCUGCCUGAAGGUAAAUUCAGCAGGUGCAGUUCAAAAAACCCACACACAUCCAGAACCUGAUAUGCCAUUUGAUCACUUACAAAUGGAUUUCAUUGAAUUGACACCAUGUCAGAAAAAGAAGUAUGUGCUUGUGAUCGUUGACAUGUUCUCCAAAUGGGUGGAAGCGUACCCAACAACUCAUCAGGACACACUAACGGUAGCAAAAAUCCUGAUGAGAGAGAUUAUUCCUAGAUUUGGUAUUCCUAGGAAAAUAUCCUCGGACAAUGGACCCUCCUUUGUGGGAAAAAUCCUGACACACAUUAGUGAUGUGAUUGGCAUGCCAUUGCACAAACACUGCGCUUAUCAUCCACAGAGUGCAGGUUUGGUAGAGAGAACAAAUGGCACAAUUAAACAAAAAUUGAUUAAGGUCUGUCAGGAGACAGGGUUAAAUUGGGUUGAAGCCCUUCCAUUAGUCUGUAUGAGUUUGAGACAGAGAGUGUCAUCAAGAACAAAACUCUCGCCGUUUGAAAUAAUGUUCGGACGGCCACCAAACACGGGAUGUGCUCCCAAAAGGGACACAUUAGCCCUAGAAGACGAUCACAUGCAAAGAUAUUGUGCAACGCUGUGUUCUGUGUUGUCUGAUGUGCACAGGAGGGUGAAGGAGUCUUUACCUAGUCCGGCAGUGACGGGACACACUGUACAACCAGGAGACUGGAUCCUGACUAAGAUCUACAAGAGGGCUAACUGGAAAGCUGAUCGCUGGCAAGGACCAUUCCAGGUGUUGUUGGUUACUCACACUGCAGUAAAGAUUGCUGAGAGGGACACCUGGAUCCACAUCUCACAUUGCAAAAAGGCUCCUACUCCAGAGUAACCUCACAUUUCACCAUGGCGAAGGAAACGGGCAACUGUUUCAAACUCUGUAAGGGACUUGCAUUUGCAGUCGCUUUCAUCAUGAUGGCUGCAUCUACCUGGACAGCGGUAUGGAUCUGCACACAAGAAAAGCCAGAGAUAAAAACUGGACUUAGAGAUCCAAAGACUAACACAUUUUGGCAAUAUGCCAACUUCACAGUGAGGGAGAACUCCACCUGGAUGGGAAGAGAUCGCGUUAAAGGAAUUUGGUGAUAUUGAAAUGCAACAAACAAAUAAUUCAAUACGGUGAAACCUAAGGUGAAAAUAGUAUACAGAGUAAAUGAAGUCAUUGCAGAAAGUGAUAAACAUGUAAUGAUGGAUGUACUUCUCUGUGUUCUGUAUUCAUGUGAAUUUUUUUAUUUUCCGUUUGUUUCUAAUGUGUUUGUUUAUGUAGUAUUCGGUGGAGUACCUUAAGUGGUCGCAUAGGCAGAUGGACCGUGAGAGAGUUUUCCCUUCUAGUUGGUAAAAGAACGUAUCUUUUGAAAGUUUUGACUGCCAGUUGGGUUUUUCGCUCUCACACUCCACCAUUAUGCUGAUCUCAUUUAUUUACCUGAUUAUAUUUUUUAUAUUUUUAUUUUUUUAUUUUUUAUUUUUUAUUAUUUUUUCCUCAGAAUGUAGAAGGUUUCGAGUGUCCAAGUGACAUGGGGAGGAGUUGUCGUGGAAGGAAAAAUUAAGUUGUUUGUCACUGAAACUCGAACCUUGAAUAAGGGUUUUGUUUAUACUGUUUAAGCUACUGAAUAUGUUAAAUGAACACGAUGUACUAGAACAGAAUAUUCCACUUCUGUUUGAUAGCAAGUUAACAGUUUAACAACAUCAUUGCUCUUAUCUAUAUGGGUUGAACCUCUAUCUAUAAAAAACAUUACAAAUAAUGUUUUUUGGUCCUUCAGCCUGCAUACGCUUUGCUGACUGUUUGGAUCCUCUGCAGAGAAUAAACUAUCAUCUUCUUACUAA
Messenger RNA from Trichomycterus rosablanca, 2082 nucleotides. RefSeq lists its product as uncharacterized. The transcript has a single exon. NCBI's taxonomy places the organism in Eukaryota, Metazoa, Chordata, Actinopteri, Siluriformes, Trichomycteridae. Gene Ontology annotation, biological process: DNA integration. Gene Ontology annotation, molecular function: nucleic acid binding. The record is from RefSeq and is a predicted model, not a curated record. The coding region runs from base 65 to 1093 and encodes 342 amino acids.